CUCUCUUAAAAAUGAGGUUUUGCACACGAAACCUCUCCUUUCUCAUUCUCUUCCUCUUUGGCUUUCUUGCUGCCUCAUACGCUCGUGAAUGUAGCCCUCCAAAGCCAUCACCUAAACCUCACAAACCACCAAAACAUUCUGUCGUCCCACCUAAACCACCGGCAGUGAAACCGCCUAAACCACCCUCCGUUAAACCACAUCCCUACCCUAAACCCCCCACAAAACGUCACCCACACCCGAAACCUCCCUCUAUAAAACCACCUCCGCCAUCCCCCAAACCACCUAAACGACACCGCCACCCUAAACCACAUCCACAUCCGAAACCUCCCACUAAAAAGCGACACCCUCACCCUAAACCACCCACCAUCAAACCACACCCUCACCCUAAACCCCCUACAAAACCUCCAACCAUUAAACCCCCUCCGUCAACUCCUAAACCACCCUCCGUGAAGCCUCCGCCAUCAACUCCUAAACCUCCUCCGACGAAGCCUUCUCCGUCUAUUCCCAAACCACCUACCCACAAGCCUCCACCAUGUGCACCAACACCGCCCAUAGCAACGCCACCAGUGGCCGCCCCACCAGUCGCCACACCACCUGUUGCAACGCCACCAAUUGCAAAACCACCCGUCGCAACACCACCUACUGUAACACCACCAACUGUUGCCCCACCCAUUGCAACUUCUCCUAUUGUAACACCACCAAUAGCAAAACCGCCCGUCGCAACGCCACCUGUUGCAACUCCACCUAUCGUAAAACCGCCCAUUGCGGCACCCCCUAUUGCAACUCCACCAAUUGCAAAACCACCUGUCGCAACUCCGCCCAUUACAACUCCUCCCAUUGCAACUCCGCCUAUUGCAACUCCUCCGAUUGCAAAGCCGCCUGUUGCCACUCCGCCUGUCGCAACUCCUCCUAUAGUAACACCACCUAUUGCAUCUCCACCGAUCGCAACACCACCUAUCGCUAAUCCACCUGUUGCAACUCCUCCAAUUGCAAAGCCACCAGUAGCAACUCCUCCCGUCGCAACACCACCAGUCACACCGCCUCCUGUUGCAACCCCGCCCAUUGCAAAACCACCAGUUGCAACACCUCCCUCUGCAACACCACCAGUAGCAACACCACCUAUUACUAAGCCGCCUAUCUCAACUCCGCCAGUAGCAACACCUCCCGUUGCAACCCCACCCGUUGCAAAACCACCAAUUGCAACACCUCCCUCCGCAACACCACCAGUAGCAACUCCACCUACUGCUAAGCCGCCUAUCGCAACUCCGCCAGUAGCAACCCCGCCUAUCGCAACUCCGCCAGUAGCAACCCCACCUAUAGCAAAGCCACCUGUCGCGACCCCUCCUGUUGCAACUCCGCCCAUUGCAAAACCACCAGUUGCAAUGCCUCCCUCCACAACACCACCAGUAGCAACUCCACCUAUUACUAAGCCGCCUGUCGCAACUCCGCCAGUAGCAACACCUCCCAUUGCAACCCCGCCUAUAGCAAAACCACCAGUCACGAUGCCUCCUGUAGCAACCCCGCCCAUUGCAAAACCACCAGCAGCAACACCUCCAGUAGCAACUCCACCUAUUGCUAAGCCGCCUGUCGCAACUCCACCAAUAGCAACACCUCCCGUAGCAACUCCACCUAUAGCAAAGCCACCUAUCGCGACACCUCCUGUUGCAACCCCGCCUAUUGCAAAGCCACCAAUUGCAACACCACCAAUAUCAACUCCACCUAUUGCUAACCCGCCUGUCGCAACUCCUCCAGUAGCAACACCUCCCGUUGCAACCCCACCUAUAGCAAAACCACCUGUAGCUACCCCACCUGUUGCAACUCCGCCCAUUGCAAAACCACCAGUUGCAACUCCUCCCUCUGCAACACCGCCUGUUGCAACACCGCCUAUCGCAACACCUCCUGUCGCAACACCACCUAUCGCAAAACCACCUGUUGUAACACCACCUAUUGCAACACCGCCUAUAGCAAAACCCCCAAUUGCAACUCCACCGAUAGCAAUGCCGCCUGUCACAGCGCCGCCCAAAUCUUCGCAUAAGCCGAAUACUUGCCCAAUUGACACGUUGAAGCUAGGAUCAUGUGUUGACGUUCUUGGAGGUUUGGUUCACAUCGGAAUUGGAAAAAGUGCCAAAGAAAAGUGUUGUCCAAUUUUAGAAGGUUUAGUUGACCUAGACGCAGCUGUUUGUCUAUGUACCACUAUUAAAGCUAAGCUUCUCAACAUCUACCUCAUUUUUCCCAUAGCUCUUGAGGUUCUCCUUGGUUGUGGGAAAAAACCACCACCUGGCUUUCAGUGUCCCGCCGAAAUGUCACCGGUUGCAGCACCUCCGGUAGCAAAGCCUCCUAUGGCAACUCCACCCAUUGCAAAACCGCCAGUUGCAAUGCCGCCUAUCGCAACUCCUCCUAUAGCAAAACCGCCAGUAGCAACACCUCCCAUCGCAAAAUCACCUAGUGCAACUCCUCCCAUUGCAACACCGCCAAUUUCAAUGCCUAAGCCAAAUACUUGUCCAAUUAACACUUUGAAGCUAGGCGCGUGCGUUGACGUUCUUGGAGGCUUGGUUCACAUUGGAAUCGGAAGUAACGCUAAAGAAAAGUGUUGUCCAGUUUUGGAAGGUUUAGUUGAUCUAGACGCAGCCGUUUGUUUAUGUACCACUAUUAAAGCCAAACUUCUCAACAUCAAUCUCAUUCUCCCUAUAGCUCUUGAGGUUCUCCUUGAUUGUGGGAAAAAACCACCAUCUGGCUUCAAAUGUCCCGCCUGAUCAGUAUAAAGUGAUGUGAGUCUCUCGACGAAUUUUCAUGUUUCGUUUCAAGAAUUUGUUGGUUUCAUAAUAUAUAUCUUUGGUAACAUGGGUUUACUUGCAUGUGUGCAACCUUAGUUACGUGUUUCAUUUACGACAAUAAAUGGUUUGUUUGUGUUUGAGAUCUCAGUUUCUUUUGGUAUUGUAUCUUUAAGAAAGAAGAGAAGCUAUAAAACGAUAUAGCUUUUACUUUUAGUA
Messenger RNA from Capsella rubella, 2990 nucleotides. Its product is annotated as proline-rich extensin-like protein EPR1. The transcript has a single exon. Lineage: Eukaryota; Viridiplantae; Streptophyta; Magnoliopsida; Brassicales; Brassicaceae. Bases 12 to 2753 code for a protein of 913 amino acids. The record is from RefSeq and is a predicted model, not a curated record.